Molecule: messenger RNA, 1810 nt
Organism: Perca flavescens (yellow perch)
Lineage: Eukaryota; Metazoa; Chordata; Actinopteri; Perciformes; Percidae
Product: activin receptor type-2B
Exons: 11
Coding region: 162-1694 (510 amino acids)
Biological process (GO): cellular response to growth factor stimulus; activin receptor signaling pathway; protein phosphorylation
Cellular component (GO): activin receptor complex; plasma membrane
Molecular function (GO): ATP binding; activin receptor activity; activin binding
Source: RefSeq, a predicted model, not a curated record
ACACACACACACACACACACACACAGUGAACACAAAGCCCAGUGGACAGCCCGGGCCUGGCUGGUGGUUUUACGCAGCGUCCCUCGUUAACUUUGUGUUGUAAAUGUUGGAGGAGGAACCGGCGGACAGCGCAGCGGCGACCGCCUCCAACUGAAGGGAAUAUGUUUCUCUCCUGGCUGACCUGUGCACUUCUGCUGGGAACUUUAUGUGCAGGGCUGAGCCACGGCGACGCUGACACCCUGGAGUGUCUGUACUACAACGUGAACUACGAGGCGGAGCGGACCAAUCAGAGCGGCGUGGAGCGCUGCGAGGGCGAGGUGGACAAACGCUCGCACUGCUACGCCUCGUGGAGGAACAGCUCGGGCUCCAUCCAGCUGGUGAAGAAAGGCUGCUGGCUGGACGACUUCAACUGCUACGACCGACAGGAGUGCGUGGCGACGGAGGACAGUCCUCAGGUCUUCUUCUGCUGCUGCGAGGGAAACUUCUGCAACGAGAGGUUCACACACCUGCCGGACACCAACGGACCGCUGAUCAAAGCUCCGCCCCCCAGCGUGUUGAGCGUCAUGGUGUACUGCCUGCUUCCCGUCUCCAUGGUGACUGUGGUGCUGCUCGCCGCCAUCUGGAUGUACCGCCACCGGAAACCUCCGUACGGACACGCCCACAUCAACCAGGACCCUGCAGUGCCCUCCUCCCCCCCCCUGCUCCGUCUGCAGCCCCUGCAGCUGUUGGAGGUGAAGGCCAGCGGACGCUUCGGCUGCGUCUGGAAAGCUCAGAUGAUGAACCAACACGUGGCCGUCAAGAUCUUCCCCUUCCAGAAUAAGGAGUCUUGGCAGAUGGAGACGGACAUCUUCAUGACUCCGGGGAUGAGACAUGAAAACCUUCUGAAGUUCAUCGCUGCAGAGAAACGAGGAAAUCACCACGAAGCCGAGCUGUGGCUCAUCACCCAGUUCCACCAGAGGGGCUCUCUGGCGGACUUCCUGAAGGGGAACAUUGUCAGCUGGGCCGAGCUGUGCCACGUAGCCGAAUCGAUGGCGUGCGGCCUGGCGUACCUUCACGAAGACAUUCCCCGCCUGAAGGGGGAGGGGCCCAAACCGGCCAUCGCCCACAGGGACUUUAAGAGUAAGAAUGUCAUGUUGCGUUUGGACCUCACGGCGGUGAUCGGGGACUUUGGUCUCGCCGUUCGCUUCGAGCCGGGGGAACCACCUGGAGAAACGCAUGGACAGGUGGGCACCAGGCGUUACAUGGCUCCGGAGGUUUUAGAGGGAGCCAUCAACUUCCAGCGGGAUGCCUUCCUCCGAAUCGACAUGUACGCCAUGGGACUGGUGCUGUGGGAGCUGGUGUCCCGCUGCAAGGCUGCCGACGGUCCGGUGGAUGAGUACAUGCUGCCGUUUGAGGAGGAGGUGGGUCAGCAUCCGUCUCUGGAGGAUCUUCAGGAAGUCGUCGUCCACAAGAAGCUGAGACCGGCCGUCAAAGAGCUCUGGCUCAAACACAGCGGCCUGGCUCAGAUCUGUGAGACGGUGGAGGAGUGCUGGGACCACGACGCCGAAGCUCGCCUCUCGGCCGGCUGCGUGGAGGAGCGGAUCGCUCAGGCCCGGCGCCACAACGCCAGCAUCGGCCCGCCUUCCUCCGACCUGCUCGUACCCGUUCCCAUGGUAACCAACGUGGACAUAGCGCCCAAAGAGUCCAAUACAUGAGGAGCACGAAGAGAGACGAGACGACGACAAACGACUAAAUAACUUGUUUUUAGAGGCCUGACGUUAACACACACACACACACACACACACACACACACACACACACACACACACAC